Molecule: messenger RNA, 1476 nt
Organism: Fonsecaea nubica
Lineage: Eukaryota; Fungi; Ascomycota; Eurotiomycetes; Chaetothyriales; Herpotrichiellaceae
Exons: 3
Coding region: 1-1476 (491 amino acids)
Biological process (GO): transmembrane transport
Cellular component (GO): membrane
Molecular function (GO): transmembrane transporter activity
Source: RefSeq, a predicted model, not a curated record
AUGGCAUCCUUCGACGUCGAAAAGACAGCAGAGAUUGAAGUCCAAUCCGAUAUCUUCUAUCCGGUCCAAGACCGUCAGGACGAUGACGCGAAGGCCGAAGCCAGACUCAGGACAAAGAUUGACUUUUACGUGGUCCCAACAGUCGCCAUUCUAUACCUCUUCUGCUUUAUCGACCGGGCCAAUAUUGGCAACGCGAGACUCGCCGGGUUCGAGGAGGACCUUGGUCUGCACGGCUACGAUUAUAACAAAGUGCUGACGGUUUUCUAUGUUGGUUAUGUGGUUUUCGAAAUGCCCGCGAGCUUCGCAUGCAAGUUUUUUGGCCCGGGGUGGUUUCUUCCAGCAACGACUUUUGGGUUUGGCGUCUUCUCGCUCCUCACUGGCUUCUGCACCAACAUCAAGAGCGUGUCGGCUGUCCGGUUCCUGCUUGGGGUCUGUGAAGCUGGAAUGCUUCCCGGAAUCGCAUACUAUCUUUCCAGGUGGUAUCGGCGGAGGGAGCUUGUCUUUCGCCUUUCGUUGUACAUCAUAAUGACACCUCUUGCGGGGGCCUUUGGAGGUCUACUCGCAUCGGCAAUCUUAACCCUCGGCCACAUGGGCUCACUACGGACCUGGAGGAUGAUCUUUGUCAUCGAGGGAACCAUUACCUGCGGCCUAGGUCUACUGUCCUUCUUUACGCUGACCGAUCGACCUGAGACGGCAAGAUGGCUUACAGUCGAGGAGAAGGACCUUGCUAUAGCACGAGUGAAGUCGGAGCGGCCAUCAAGCACAUCAAUGCUCGACGGAUUCAGCAAGGGCAAACUGCUCAGAGGGAUUCUCAACCCUGUGACGUUGACGACCGCAGUCAUCUUUGGCCUCGGGAAUAUCACCGCCCAGGGUCUGGCCUUCUUUGCACCGACUAUUGUCAAAAGCAUCUAUCCUCACCACAGCGUGGUAUCACAGCAGCUGCACACGGUACCGCCCUAUAUGGUGGGUGCGUCCUUCGUCCUCAUCCUGCCCUAUCUGAGCUGGAAGACUGGCCGCUACCUUGUUUACUAUAUUGUCGCUCUUCCGUUCACUAUUUGCGGAUUUGCCAUGUUCCUCGGCACACAGAAUGCAAAUGCUCGCUACGGUGCAACCUUCCUGGUGGCAAGCUCUGCAUUUGUGUUCGGCGCCUUGAGCAACGCUUUAAUAUCGGCGAACGUCAUCUCGGAUACCUCGAGGUCUGCUGCGAUCGGGACCAACGUCUUGCUAGGGAAUAUCGGAGGAUUGAUUUCCACGUGGUCCUACCUUCCUUUCGAUGGCCCCAAUUAUCCCAUCGGAAAUGGGCUGAACCUCGCCGCCAUCUCGAGCUGUCUAGUGCUCUCUGUUCUGCUGCUGAUAUGGAUGCAACGCGACAACAUCAAACGGUCUACCAAGAAACCCUCAGAUACCAGCGAGCUGUCUAUCAAAGAAUUGCAGGAUCUGGACUGGCAACAAUCAGCAUUCCGCUGGAAGCCGUAA